CCGGUCUUCUUUGUUUUCUGCGACUUCGGCCCUUCGUUGGGACUGUAAGCAAGUCUGUAAAUCAGGGAAAGACGGACGGGGCAACCUUCGGCUCGAAGAAGGCCGUGCUCUCGUCCUACAAACCAAUGGAAGAAUCGGUUUCGAGAUUUGUCGCCAAAUCUCCAGUCGUUUGAAUGCGAGUGCGAUUGUCGGAUUUUGUAGCUGCGUGUCCUCUUAAGAACGGAUGUCACGCAAUGCUCGCUCUCGCUGAAGGUCUACUCCCAUUCCUCGACGUCGGUUCACAAGAUCUGGGAGACGCUUAGAUUGGCGAGAGUGCGAGGUGUAGUUUGCAUUCAAUGGCGGCAUUAGGGGGAUCGCAGGGUGGAGCUGGAAGCGGUGGGAGGGAGAGCAUGUCUCUCAUGGAUCUCAUAUCGGCCGAUCCUGUUAUGCCGUCAAGUGAUGGAUCGGCGAAGAAACCCCCGGGUACAAUGAAUCUGCAGAUUCCCACGGAAACAAUGUCUCCAGCUAGAGUCUUGUCUCCUCCGAUAAUGAAGACUGGCCUUGGUCAAAGGAAGAAGAAGCCACUCACAUAUUCUCAGCUGGCGAGAUUACUCAAUGAUUUAGCUGCGUCUCCUGACCAGAAAAAUGCACAAAAGCAGUUGCAAGUUCAAGUUUUCCCAAAGCUGGCAGUGUACAGUUCGGUGGACCCUUCCUUAGUUCCUGCGUUGCUCCAGUUGCACGAGCAGGCAGACGACAGGCAUGUCGUGAGAUAUGUGUACUACUACCUGGCUAGAGUGCUCGCAGAAAGUGGAAGUCAUGGGAUCACACCUGGAGGCGGUGUUCCAACUCCGAAUUGGGAUGCCCUUGCUACUUUGAAUGUUGCUGGUGCUGUGACUAGGGCUGAUGUCGUUCCUCAGAUUGUUGAACGUCUUGCCGUUGAAGCUGCUAAUAUUGACCCAGCAGCUCAUCCUCGGAGAAUUGCAGCUCUCAAAGCACUGAGCUUCGCUCCUAUCACCAGCGAGGAGAUUUUGGGCAAGCUUUACAUGAUUGUCUUCAAAAUUCUUGAUAAGGUCGCAGAUGCGGGUAAACUGAGGCGAAAAAAAGGCAUGUUUGGGAGGCAGAGCGUUGAUAAAGAGUCAGCCACUCGUAGUAAUCUACAGUAUGGUGCACUGAGUACGCUAAGAAGGCUGCCACUUGAUCCGGAUAAUCCAGCAUAUCUGCAUCGGGCUGUGCAAGGUAUAGCAUGUGCAGAUCCCGUUGGAGUAAGACAUGCAUUGGCGAUGGUCUCUGAACUUGCUCCUCGGGACCCAUUUAGCGUGGCUAUGGCCGUCGCAAAGCUUUCUCUAGCUGGAGGUUCCCUACAAGAGGUGUUGCAGAUUCAUGAUGUUCUAGCGCGGGUUUACCUAGCUCGUCUCUGUUAUAUUUUGUCAAGCGCCGAUGCCCUUGAUGAGAAACCUGAUUUGAAAUCCCACUUUCGAACAAUUCUGUAUCAGCUUCUCCUUGAUCCCAGUGAACGGGUUUGUUUCGAAGCAAUCAAUUGCAUCCUCGGGAAGGUUGAUGGUAGCGAAGGCACCGAGAUACGUGCAAGUGGAUGGGCUCAUCUCAUCACAGCCAUACUCAGAUUUCCUGAGCCUGCUCCUGUUCCAAAUAAGGAUGGUGCACCCUCGUCAAAGGAUGGUGGCGCUGCCCCUGCCAAAGAUGGAAUACCUCCGAAAGUCCCGAAAGAUCGUCAAGUUCCGAGACCUCGCCGUCCGCAGCCUCUAAUCAAACUGGUUAUGAGGAGAUUGGAGUCAGCUUUAAGACAUCACUCAAGACCAGUAUUGCACGGAGCAGUAAGAGUCGUUCAAGAAAUGGGAAAGAGUCGUGCCGCUGCUUUUGCUGUAGGUGGACUUGGUAUUGACGAAGAUGCUCAUGCAGAUAGCACAGUUGAUACUGGUACUGGAGAUUCUGCAGAUAUGGGAGACACCGAAGGUUCACGAUCAAAAGUUUCACCACUUCCCUCCUCCAUCUCUACUGGUGGGAAGGAAUCUGUGUCAAGCAUGCUAUCGUCUCUUAUGGAGGCUGUGCGCAUCACAGUUGCUUGUGAGUGCGUGUAUGUACGAGCUGCUGUUAUCAAAGCAAUGAUAUGGAUGCUUUCACCAUAUGAGUCCGUGGACGAAUUGAAGUCCAUCAUAGCAGGAGAGUUAGCGGAUCCUGCAUGGCCCGCUUCUCUAUUGAAUGACAUCGUGCUGACGCUACAUGCUCGAUUUAAGGCUACUCCAGAAAUGGCCGUUAUCUUGCUUGAUAUAUCACGGCUUUUUGCAACCAAGGUUCCUGGAAAGAUAGACUCUGACGUUCUUCAGCUCCUUUGGAAGACGUGUUUGCUGGGAUGUGGACCGGAAGGUAAACACACAGCUCUGGAAGCUGUCACUGUAGUUUUGGAUCUUCCACCACCUCCUCCUAUUUCGAUGAAUGGUUACACGAGGGUAUCUGCAACAGAUCCGAAGUCUGCCCUUGCUCUACAGCGUUUGAUUCAAGCAGCUGUGUGGUUCUUGGGUGAAAACGCAAAUUAUGCUGCAGCUGAAUAUGCUUGGGAGUCAAACACUCCUCCUGGGGCUGGCCUCUUGAUGUUGGACUCUGACAAAAUGGUUGCCGCUGCAAAUUCAAGAAAUCCAACGCUUGCAGGAGCUCUGACGCGGCUUCAACGCUGUGCGUUUAGUGGAAGUUGGGAGGUGAGAUUAGUGGCUGCACAAGCUUUGAUGACUUUGGCCAUCAGAUCUGGCGAACCCUACAGGGUGCAGAUUUAUGACUUCAUGCAUGCCUUGGCCAAGGGAGGGGCGCAAGAAAGAGUAUCUGAUCUUGCUGCCAGUAAUGGCGAGGACCAAGGUGCAAGUGGCACAGGUCUUAGCUCUGUGAUCUCUCCCAUGCUGAAGGUUCUCGACGAACUUUACAAAAGCCAAGAUCAACUAAUCAAAGACAUGAGACAACACGACAACAGGAAGGAGGAAUGGACUGACGAUGAGUUGAAGAAGCUUUUCGAAACUCAUGAAAGACUUCUUGACCUUGUGUCUCUAUUCUGCUUCGUUCCUAGAUCGAAGUACCUACCUUUGGGGCCAACAAGUCUAUACCUGUUGAACAUAUACCGCAACCGGCAUCGCAUCGAUGUUGUCAUGGGUUCAAACGAUCCAGCAGUUGCCACGGGAAUAUCUGAUCUUUUGGAUCCCACAGUGGCAUCUGGAUUGUCCGAUCUUCAACCUCUUUAUGCUGAGCCAGCAGCUGCAGCUGCAGCCGCAGCUGUGUCACCUGAUGAGGAUGACAAGGAGUAUAAUGAGUACCAUGACAUUGUGUGGAAUAUUCCUGCUCAAGAAACAGUGAAUGAGUUCCUUGGAGGAGGUGGUACAGAUGCCCCUGGAGCAGAUGACAGUGAAGAUGAGGUGGUAGCUGCUCGACCAUCUGUUAGUUACGACGAAAUAUUUAGCAAGGGUCUUAUUGAUACAUCAGAUCCGGAGGAUGGAGAUCGUUCAUCGGGAGGAUCUUCUCCCGAAUCAGCUGCCUCAUAUGGUGGAUUCUCAGGAAGGAAUUUCGGGAGCAACCGUUACGCAUCAAUGUUUGCUCCUGCAGCGUCCUCACCUUUUGGCAAAAACUCAACUUGGGAAGACAGGGUCGGUGGUGGAUCUUCCAAACCUGUAUCGUCCUUUCGAGAAACGAAGACAGACUCACCCACAGAGGCUUCUAGUGGGCAGUGGGAUAAGGAAGAAUCAAGUAUGGCUCGCUCUUCUUCUUUCAAUGAGGAAGCUGCUCAGACUGCAGACGAUGAAGAAAAUUUGGACGAUGACACACAGCCGGGAACUGCUCUUUACGACUUUUCUGCCGGUGGCGACGAUGAGAUCAAUCUUACCGCUGGAGAGGAGCUGGAAAUAGAAUAUGAAGUCGGUGGAUGGUAUUUUGUUAAGAAGAAGGUCGCUGGAUCAGAUGGCAAGUUGACUGGGCUUGUUCCCGUUUCAUACGUCAGCGCAUUUUAGAUCCAACAGUAAUAGCUAGAUUCUCAACACGUUUGCUCCUGUAAGUCUUUCUUGAAUUUGCAAUUAAUAUCAGACGUCAAAGUUACUAGGAGCAGAAUGAUUUAUUUCUUGGAAUGAGGUUUCCGUUCCAUUCCAAGCCUCAGAAUAUACCUGAAUCCUUGAUCACUCGUUGUUUACCAAGUAAUCGGAAGGGUCCUCUUGGUUUAAUUUAUUGCUCAAGUUUGAAGCUGAGCCAUAGAAAAAGCCCUUGUAUUUAGAUAUAUGAUAGGGCUCACUACUUUCCAAAUCGGAAAUGGAAAGCAGUGAUUGUACACAGUUCUUCCUUCUGCCCGAUCUCUUGUACUUCACAUGUUUAAAAUUUUUACCAUCCUACCAGUCUGUCCAUAUGGGCAGAGAGCAACCUUUUCUUGACUGGAAGUCUGCAGCCUAUGAGCUUUGGCAGCGACUCCUGGUUUUGGUGGACUGUCUUUGACUUAAAUUGGCUAUCAAUAAUGCCUCCAUUGAGGCCAUUCGGG
Molecule: messenger RNA, 4495 nt
Organism: Marchantia polymorpha subsp. ruderalis
Lineage: Eukaryota; Viridiplantae; Streptophyta; Marchantiopsida; Marchantiales; Marchantiaceae
Source: the annotation of a GenBank genome assembly